AUGAAGUUUAGAACGAGCAGCUUGCUUAUUCUUCUCUCUGCCCUUGGGGUUCGAGGACAGAAUGAUACCCUCGGACUGAAGGAUGGGUAUCUUUCCUUUUCGACAGCCAACUUCGACAUCAAAUUGGUCAAGGAUUCCCAGAUUCUUGCCUCCCUCAAACCAGUUGGUAGCUCGUUUGACUUUUUGCCUUUCGAUGAUAUCGAGUUGAGAGCCGCCAACGGCCAGUACCACAAUGGCGAUAUCACUUAUCGCUACCGACUACCAGGAACGACGCAGUGGCUUUCCGGGGAUUCCUCGCAGUCCAGAGAAGCAGUAACUGCUGUCAAAUCCUCUUCUCUCGCUGCCGCUGAUAUGGCUCCAACCCUACCUGGAGACUCCCCUAUUCAAAUUACCCGAGAAUGGAUCAAUGUAGACGGGGAUCUCGGAUUGACCUUCACCUUAACCAACAAGGGGAAAGGGACAUUGGAACUCGGUAGUCUCGGCUUCCCCACUGAGUUCAACAGUAUCUUCUCCAAUCGAACUGCCGAGCAAAUGGCAGCGAUAUGCUCACUGACGGAUCCCUACAUUGGGAUGGAUGCUGGAUAUCUUCAGGUUACCCCGACAUCGGGGACUGGGGCCGCAUUGAUUGUUACGCCAUUGAUGAAUACAAGUACCCCACUGGAGUCGUGGCGCAAUCUAAACGAGGCUAGUACUGCGCCGCUCUACUAUGGAAGUCAGACGUUCGAGGGGUUCUAUGAAUGGCAGGUUCACUCUAAAGCGUACGCGGAAAACGAAUGGGCUGGCGCAACGCCGUGGAACACGCCCAGUUCACAAAUCCUCAGACCUGGACAAUCGGCUACAUACGGUCUGCGCUUUUCGGUUGUGGAAGAUGGUGUUCGAGGUAUUCAGAAAGCGGUUCAGGGAACGAACACGCCUAUGACUAUUGGAAUCCCGGGGUAUGUGGUUCCUGUAGAUCUAACGGCUCGGCUUCGAGUGUUUCACCCUCACGAUUUCAAGGUUGUCUCAGACGACAACGCCUUCGAGAUCACUCGAUCAUCGGAUGGGAUGCUCACACUCACGCCCACAAAGUCAGUCUGGGGUCGAACAAAGAUUACUAUCACAUAUGUGGAUGGGAAAGUCCAGACAGUGCAUUAUUUCAUCACCGACUCUGCGCCGGCAACAAUCAGCAAACUAGGUCAGUUUUCAACCACAUCGAUGUGGUUCACUGAUACAAAAGACCCCUUUUCCCGAGCCCCCUCUGUCAUAACAUGGGACCACUCCGUCCAGGCCCAAGUCCUCCAGGAGCCUCGAGUUUGGAUUUCCGGAUUGAGCGACGAAGGCGGCGUGAUCUAUCUAUCCACGGCAAUGAAACAGUUCGCACUGCCCGUGGCAUCAGAGAUAGCAAAGCUUGAGCAAUUCGCAUCGGACGUCCUAUCAACAACUAUCCAGAGACCCAAUUUCCACGUGCGCAAGAGCAUCUUCUUCUACGAGCCAUCAGUAGUCCCGGGGUAUCAUUACAACCAGUCCAUCGAUUGGGGCAAUUGGUGGUCAUGGACCAAAAACGAAUCAUACAACACCCAACGUGCAUACGAUUACGUUCAUGUCAUCGGCACGUACUGGUCUCUCUACCGAGCGGGCCGAGACAAUGGAGCCCUUCUCAAAGAACACCCGUGGCAGUGGUAUCUCGGCCAAGCCUACAAUACAACCGUCGCUUGCUUUGCCACCGACUCGGCAGGCAACGGGCUGGUGGGUUACUCCCGGGUGGGCCUGAUGGGAGAGACUGUUGUCGGCGAGCUUCUUUCUGACCUCCGGCGUGAGAACUGGAUCACCGAGGCAGAUGCUGUUGAGGCAGCUAUGAAGCUCAGGGCAGACGCUUGGAACUCGCAGGCUGUGCCUUAUGGUAGUGAGAUGGCUUGGGAUUCAACUGGCCAGGAGGGAGUCUACUACUGGAGCAACUAUUUCAAUUUGACCCAAUCAGCAACGAAGACGAUCAACAGUAUCCUGGGAUACAUGCCUACAGUCUCACACUGGGGUUGGAAUGGAAAUGCUCGCCGGUACUGGGACUUUAUUUACGCCGGAAAACUGGAACGCAUUGAGCGCAUGAUCCACCACUACGGAUCCGGCCUCAACUCCCUCCCUCUUCUAACCCAGUUCCGUCAAACGCCGACAGACAUCUAUCUGCUCCGGACAGGCUACGGCGGAAACACAGGCCCUCUAACGAACAUCCGACCGGACGGAUCCAUGUAUAAUGCCUUCCAUUCGUUCCCGGAGACACUCCGAGGGGACUACUACUCCGGAGACUACGGUCCCAAUUUUUUGGGAAUGAUGCUGGGAGCUUGUACAUAUGUAGUUGAUGAUCCUGACUUCGGGCUUGUGGCUUAUGGAGCUAAUACCGCUGUACAUGGGGACUCGGUCACUGUUCAUCCACGAGAUGCGGUGCGUCGGCGGGUAUAUGUUGCCUCGAUGGGAGUAUAUGUUGAGGUGAGUACGGGCUGGAUUGAAAAUAUCUCCUUGAAAAAGUCUGGCUCGGGGUCUGUUCGUCUGCGUCUUGUGUCUGGUCCGUCAAAGGCGUCUUCUGCUAUUGUUUGGGUGGAAACUCCUGGGACGGAGGAUCGGUAUGCAGUGACUGGGCACGGAGCUCGUAAGGAGAGAGGUGGUUGGAGCGUGGAACUGUCUUCUGGGGAGGUGGAUGUUGUUGUAUCAAAGGUAUAG
Molecule: messenger RNA, 2691 nt
Organism: Penicillium lagena
Lineage: Eukaryota; Fungi; Ascomycota; Eurotiomycetes; Eurotiales; Aspergillaceae
Exons: 3
Coding region: 1-2691 (896 amino acids)
Source: RefSeq, a predicted model, not a curated record